AUGCGAUCUGUACUACGUAUUGUACCUAGGGGAUCAUUAAACGUACAGUACGGCUCACGAACUCGGUACGUUCGUGCUGAAUACGUGACCGCUACGGUUCACUUUGCACGGACCGUAUUACGGUCCGUUACAAGCCCUGCGGAAGACCGAGGCAGGGGUCUGGUCUCCAGGAGCCGCUUCCUGAGAGUUCCUAUUUUUCUCGAUUUGGUCAUUGUGAUGGAUGUGGUCCUUGUGAGUGUGGAAUACCAUCUUGUGCCCGAAUAUCCGUUUCCGGCUGCCCUAGACGAUUGCGAUGCAGCAUUACAAUAUACCAUCGAAAAUGCGGAGCCGUUAGGCGGGGACAGCGACAGGAUUUGUGUAGAGUUGGGAGAAAGGAGGGAGUACAAGGGAGUAGAGUGGGAGCAGUUCGUCGACGGUGGGAUAUCCGAUCGGAAAUCCGCCGAGCAGUUUUGGGAAUGGUAUCUUCACCCCACCCUUCCUUCCUUCUCUUCCCUCAGCACUACUCCAAACGAAAUCAGUAUCAACCCCUCAUCCAGCUCAGAAGAAGAGAUCUCAAAUCUCCCUCCAAUAUAA
Lindgomyces ingoldianus is the source of this 573-nucleotide messenger RNA. RefSeq lists its product as uncharacterized. NCBI's taxonomy places the organism in Eukaryota, Fungi, Ascomycota, Dothideomycetes, Pleosporales, Lindgomycetaceae. The transcript has 3 exons. Bases 1 to 573 code for a protein of 190 amino acids. The record is from RefSeq and is a predicted model, not a curated record. Gene Ontology annotation, molecular function: hydrolase activity.